AUGUCUAUCGAAUCAGACAUCACUCCACCUUACCCCCUCCACGACUCUGUCAAGGACUUGCUAGAUCCCGAAUAUGUUGCCUUUUAUAACCAGUACGUGAUCGAUAAGCAACAGGUACAUCUCCAGCCUGUGGAGGCCUCGCGCGCAAGCGGUAUCUUGAUCCCCGGCGGUGGACCUCUCUUGGAGGUCGGAAAGACCCAGGACCUUAGCCUCAAGCGACGGGUUACGGAUGGGCCUGAGAUCCGGCUGCGCGCGUUCACGCCCAAGGGGGAGACGCCGGCCUGUGGGUGGCCCGUGAUGCUGUAUUUCCAUGGAGGCGGAUGGGUCCUGGGGAACAUUGACACGGAGAAUCCGGUGUGUACGAAUCUGUGUACGAGGGGGAACUGCGUGGUCGUGACGGUAGAUUAUCGACUUGCUCCUGAAACCCCCUGGCCGGCUGCCGUCCACGACUGCUGGGAAGCCCUUCUUUGGCUGCUUUCCGACGGGCCCUCAACACUCUCAGUCAACCCGGCCAUGAUCGCAACUGGGGGUUCGUCUGCAGGGGGGAACCUUGCCGCAAUCAUCACCCAUAAAGCUCUUACCCUCUCGCCCCCCGUUCACUUCCUCGCCCAGCUUCUCUCCGUCCCAGUAACCGACAAUACCGCAACGGGCGCCAACAACGUUUCCUACCGGGUGUAUGAGUAUACACCGGCCCUACCCGCAGCUAAAAUGCUCUGGUACCGCAACCAUUAUCUACCCAGUGAGGCAGACCAGUCCCAUCCGGAGGCGAGCCCGCUGUUUUACAAGGGGGACUGGUCUGCUCUCCCGCGGGCGCUGGUCAUGGUGGGUGAACUGGAUGUGUUGCGGGCGGAGGGAGAGCAGUACGCGGAGAAGCUGAGGCAAGCGGGGGUGGAGGUAGACCUGCAGGUGAUGAAGGGGAUGCCGCAUCCGUUUUUGGCGAUGGACGCCGUGUUGAAGGAGGGGAAGAGGUCGAUUACUUUGAUGUGCGAUUUGCUGGCGGAGGUGUUUUGGGGAGCGCCCGAGAGGGUUUUUAGGGUUAGGAAACUGAUAUCAUGA
This is a messenger RNA of Aspergillus ochraceoroseus IBT 24754, 1056 nucleotides long. RefSeq names its product alpha/beta hydrolase. The record is from RefSeq and is a predicted model, not a curated record. Lineage: Eukaryota; Fungi; Ascomycota; Eurotiomycetes; Eurotiales; Aspergillaceae. The transcript is spliced from 2 exons. Gene Ontology annotation, molecular function: hydrolase activity. The coding region runs from base 1 to 1056 and encodes 351 amino acids.